Teleopsis dalmanni is the source of this 825-nucleotide messenger RNA. RefSeq lists its product as uncharacterized. The coding region runs from base 1 to 825 and encodes 274 amino acids. The transcript has a single exon. Lineage: Eukaryota; Metazoa; Arthropoda; Insecta; Diptera; Diopsidae. The record is from RefSeq and is a predicted model, not a curated record.
AUGCAAUUAAUUCAUAAUCAAACAUCUAUUAUCGAUUCCACAAUAAAUAUAAUCAAACGAGAUGAAGUUACCAUGCAGUCCCGAGUGAAUCAUUUGCAAAACGAGAUUGAUGAGUUUCUGAAUAGAAUUGGAACUGCAACAGAACAGAUACAUGUCACUCAAUUACUACUUUCAUUAUCUGCAGAACUCACAUUAAUGGUAUCCAAUCUUCAACACAUCCAGUCGGAGAUAAUUGAUGUGCCUUCAGAUACACAUCAUGGGAAAAUCAGUCCAUUGCUAUUAACUCCUGAGCAAUUAACAAAGGAGAUUAAGAGAAUCAAAGGCCACUUACCACCGUCGCGUACAUUACCGUUCACAGAAGACAAUUUGACCGAUUUUUACAAGCUAAUGAAAGUGAAGUCAACAAUUAAAAAUCAGCAUGUAUUAUUUUUAAUACAACUACCACUGCUAGAUAAGCAGCAAUUGGAAUUGUUCAAGACAACACCGAUCCCGGUUGUAAUAAACAAAACCAUGAUAAUUAUCAAAACUGAAGUGGAGUACUUGGCAACCAACACUGUUCGAGAUCAGUACAUUCCAUUUGAUGACCAUAAGUUACGGGAAUGUUUUUUAACCAAGGAUAAUAUAUACAUUUGCGCUAAUAAGCAAACAAGACUGAGUAUAGCAUCAUCGGUACAUUCAUGUGAAAUUAAUCUAUUUAACGGUAACCAGUCAACAACAUGCAAUAUAAUAAAACUUCAAGAAAAUAUUGCAUUGAAACAACUACACAACCCGAACCAGUGGCUAUACGCAACAAAAUUUGAAACAUUGAUGUCAGCUAGUUGUUAG